Messenger RNA from Durusdinium trenchii, 1431 nucleotides. The record is from the annotation of a GenBank genome assembly. NCBI's taxonomy places the organism in Eukaryota, Dinophyceae, Suessiales, Symbiodiniaceae.
AUGGCGCGAUGGACCCGUGCGCUGGGCCGUGGGCCCUUGGAGGUGGAGGAGCUCCUGCGGAGCAUGCGGAGCAGCCAGGUCGAGAUCAACGACUUCCACCAGUGCACGGCCAUGAGCAGUUACACGAAGUCCUCGGCCUGGCCGCGGGCGCUCCGGACCGUCGGCGUGUCGUCUGACGCGGCGCGGGCGAACGCGGCGUUGAGGGCUUGGGCAGCGGGAGGCUCUUGGGCUGCAGCGAUCUCCUUCCUCAGUGACCUUAAGGACCUGAAGACCGACACCAUUAGUUUCAACUCCUCCAUGGCUGCGCUGUCGCAUGCGCCCCACUGGCCCCAAGUUCUGGAGCUCCUCCGCUGGAUGCAGCAUGAGGGCUUGCUCCCCAGCGCCGUCUCGCUCCACUACGCCGUGGGGAUGGCGUCCUGGGCCAGCGCGCUGGCGCUGCUGGAGGGGAUGCGCGGCGUGCGGCGGACGGAGGUGACGUGCACGGCAGUGCUCGGCGGUUUGCGCGCCGCGCCGAGGAGAAGGCGCUGGCCAUUGGCCGUGGGGUUCUUGGAAGCUGCCCAGUGGUCGCCCUCGCUGCUGAGCCAAGAAGGACGCAACGCGGCGCUCAGCCUCGUCGCGUCCUGCGGCCGCUGGGCGCUGGCGCUCCACGCCGCGCUCCACGCGGCGGCGGACGUCGUGAGCUUCAGCACAGCCAUCAGUGCAUGUGAACAGGCUGGCCGCUGGCAGUUGACUUGGAUGCUCUUGGAACUCAUGUGGGACAGGAAGGUGAAGGUGAACAACUUCAGCUACAACGCGGCGAUGAGCGCCUGUGCGAAGAGCACCGCCUGGCGCAAAGCCUUGGAGCUCUUUGAAGCCAUGCCACGGCUACGGGUGGAGCAGGACGUCGUCAGUCACAAUGCGCUGCUCGAAGCUUGCGUGCAGAAGGAGACGGCGGCAGGAGCAGGAGUUGAAGAGAUCUUGGCGAGCAUGAACGAGGCGUUGAUCUUGCCCAAUUUGAUCAGCUACAGCACUGCACUGAUGGCCUUUGAAAAGGAGGGGCGAUGGGAGGAGGGGCUUCAGCUGCUGCGGCGCAUGCGGCAGACGCUCCUCCAGCUGGAUGUGAUUUGCUACAACUCUGCCAUGAGCGCGUGCAAAGUCGCCAGCCAAUGGCAGGCCGCGUGGCAAUUGCUGCGCCCCAGCGAAACAACGGUCGCGGGCUUCAGCGCCCUCUGCGCCGCGUCGCGCUGCCAGUGGCGCGCGGCGUUGCGCGCGGUGGAGCUGGCGCUGGGCGCGGGGAGAGCCACGGUCGUCAUGUAUGCCUCCACCCUCGAAGCCGCUUCUUGUGCCGCGGCCUGUGCUGCUUCUGCGGGUGCUUCGGUGGCAUCGGUGUGGCUCAUGCACAGCUUAGAGGAAGCAGCGUGGGACUUGCGCUGUCAGGCUCAGAAGGAGUAG